GAUCAUUUUAUCCCUUAUUUUUCCCCGUUUUGUUUUUCCCCAUUUCCUUCUCUGAGUUUCAGUUUCAGUCCUUUUUUCUUUAUCACCCAACGAAAAUGUCCUUUGUUUGCGUUUACGACGAGACAAACGCUCAGCACGCACCGCCGGUCGAGUUCUACGCUGCCACCGGCUGGGAGAAGCACGUCGAAAAGCCCAUCCGCACUGAGAAGAUCCUGACGAGCCUCAAGGCGACGUUCGGCGAUCGCCUUGCUCUGGUUGCGCCGCGCAGCGAGCACUAUGGCAAGGAGCACCUGCUCGCCGUGCACGAUGCAGCGUACCUCGAGUGGCUCGAAGUCGCCUGGUCCAACUACGCCGAGUUCCGCAAGCUGCGCUUCAACGACGACAAGACGGUCGAGCACGGCCUGAUCCCCGACGUCUUUACGUUCGGCCCGCGGCACCAGCUGCCCAAGUGCAAGUCCCUCCAUGCAGGCCACUACUGCUUUGACACUUACACUCCCAUCAUGCCGGCGACGUAUGAUGCUGCGGUGCGUUGCGGAGCUCAUGUCGCGCUGACUGGCGCUGAUCUGCUGAACGAGCAGAACAAUGCGCGCACUGCUGGCGAGGCUGCCCCGACCGUCUACGCGCUCUGCCGUCCUCCGGGCCAUCACGCCGGAGCCGAUUACUAUGGUGGCUACUGCUAUUUGAACAACGCUGCGAUUGCUGUCGCUCACCUCAAAACGCUCGGGCAUGCUCGCAUCUCCAUCUUGGAUAUCGACUACCACCAUGGAAACGGCACCCAGGACAUUUUCUUCCAUGAUCCGGCGGUUCAGUACGUGUCCAUUCACGGCGACCCCGAUGCAGAGUUCCCGUACUACUCUGGCUACGCUUCGGAGGUCGGAGAGCACAAUCAGGCUCUCAAUCUGCCGCUUCCUCUGUUCAGCGGGGAGGUGCCCUAUCAGGAGGCGCUGAAGAAGGCUGUCAAGGCCAUUUCCGCCUUCGGCCCCACCAUUCUCGUCGUGAGCUUGGGCGUGGAUACGCAGCUGAAUGACCCGAUGGGCACCUUCAAGCUCGUGGCGCCAAUGUACAAGGCUGUGGGUGAGACCGUCCGGGCAGAGCUUGUGAACCUGCCGACUUUGGUCAUUCAGGAGGGUGGCUACCGCUUGGAGACGAUGGGUGACUGUGUUGCUCAGUUCAUGGCGGCGUUCUGGCAGUGAGCAAGCAAGAGCAGCGCAAUUUUCGAAGAGCGCGAAACAUGAGCUGCAAAACGAUUGAGUUUUACGCUGUCAUAGCUCCGAAUUUUUAAAAUUACAAAUAAUUAGAAAAAGGAGUAACAAAC
Messenger RNA from Capsaspora owczarzaki ATCC 30864, 1315 nucleotides. RefSeq lists its product as hypothetical. Lineage: Eukaryota; Filasterea; Ministeriida; Capsasporidae. Bases 96 to 1193 code for a protein of 365 amino acids. The transcript is spliced from 5 exons. The record is from RefSeq and is a predicted model, not a curated record.